Molecule: messenger RNA, 1827 nt
Organism: Lachancea mirantina
Lineage: Eukaryota; Fungi; Ascomycota; Saccharomycetes; Saccharomycetales; Saccharomycetaceae
Source: the annotation of a GenBank genome assembly
AUGAGACUUUGCCUUGUGACGGGAGCUACACUGCUCGGCAAAGUCCUGGCUGAAGUCGUUUUCCUGGAGCUUAACAUUACCAGCGUAAUUACAGAUCAUGCAAAGAAUAGAAUAGCCAUCAAUGGAGGUGAUAAGCAAUUAGGGCCGACGAUAAGAGUUCGCUCCGGUGAUGUUGUGAAUAUGCUGGUCAAUAACGACAUCUGUCAGGAGGCCGAGCCUUCAGAAUUUGUCCAUGACUAUUGCGAAACUUCCAUUCAUAUCCACGGCCUGGUCCUUGAUAAUGAUGACCGUCUAGGAAAUUUGAAUGAUGGCGUGCCUAAUGUCACACAGUAUGGCAUUCCCUCUGGAAUGUCCUAUUGGUACAAUUUCACAGUUCCUUCAGACGUUUGUGGAACGUUCUGGUACCAUUCUCAUUCGUCUGUGCAAUACGGCGACGGGUUAAAGGGUCUCUUUCUCAUCGACUGCGAUAAAAGAGAAGCUCAAAUCGAUCGAAUAAUAGCGAAACUCGAGAAUUCUGACAGUAGUUCUGGCGAAAUUCUUGAGAACUUGCCAGAAAUGGGUUCUGGUGCUCUUUUCGAAGAAAAAGACCUUGCACUAAGUGAUUGGUAUAGCAAAUCGAGUGUUGAUAUUUUGAGAGAGCUUAUGAGCGAGGCGGGUGGCUCGGAUCCGCAUGUGGAUGGAUCCACCUUGAAUGGGGACACCGGUUCAGUGAAAUUUUACGUCGAAGAAAACACAGCGUUUUUAGUGCUGAGAGUAGUCAAUGUGGGCGUUAGUGGGACGAACGUUUUGCACAUAGAUGAUCAUGAUUUCUGGGCGAUAGAAACAGAUGGAGUCAUGACGAAGCCACGUUUAACAAGGACUUUACCUGUCGCCGUUGGACAGAGGUAUACAGUUGUCGUGAAUAUAAGAGAUAAGAACCCACUUCGACUUGUUCACGGCUGUGGAAAAAUGAUGGGCUACGUGACGAAGACGCAUUGGAUUUUGAGGAAGGGGCAAAAUCCUGGCGCAGACUUUACAGAUCGCAUUUCUCAUUUGCCAGAAUACAGCGUAGCAGAGCCAUAUGACAAAUUUGAACCUCUGGAGGGCGUUUUGCUUCCAGAGCCAGCGCAGCAGCUAUCAUUGGACUACGUGUUCGGAUCAACACCGCAUGAGGUUUUCGGCACACGAAUGUACGACGUGAACGGGGACGCCAUGUCCGAGUUUAUGCCGGAGGGGGUGCUGAUAAAGGGAGACCGUGGAAUCAGGUCGCCCAUAGAACUUGCAACAGACCAGGUUGUCGAAAUCGCCAUCAACUCGAUCGAUCAUAUGCGCCACCCGUGGCACAUGCACGGACACACUUUUCAAGUAAUCUCAGUGGGCGAGUCUCGAGACGGGCCGCUGUAUUUCAAUGACAACGACAGCACUGCUAUGAAGCGCUAUAAACAGGAUCUCGUGCGACUGAGGGACAAAACACCUAUGACGCGCGACACGAUAAACAUUCCGGGACAUUCCUAUGCGGUGAUUCGUUUCCGGGCUAGUAAUCCCGGCUACUGGCUUCUGCAUUGCCACGUCGAGUGGCACAUGGCCAAGGGCCUGGGCGUGGUUUUUUCGGAGGGCGAUAGCCCGCAGGUCGACACAAUUCAAGAGCCGUUUAUCCGGGGACGAAGCUACCGUGCGCCAGAGCCUGAACAGGACACACCUGAAACUCCUGAAACCAUUGAAACCCCCCAAGCCCUUGGCACUGCACAAAAUGUCUCGCCUUCGACACCCAAGUGGAAAGUGCUCACCAUAUAUCUCAGCAUCAUGGCCGUAAUCAACGCGGUCAUCUGGUUCGUUUGGGUUAAAUAG